AUGAAGUUUCUCAGUUUGCGCGGUGUCGCUGUCUUUCUCAGUGCCACAGCUUCCGUCAUGUCAGCGCCUAGGGGUAAAGGUUCUAAACGUGUUACAUUAUAUGUGCCCGACGCCGCCAACAAGAUUGGAUUUAUGUGUGCGCAGAGGCAUGUUUACAGUAAUGAACAAUUGCAAAAAACCGUUCACAUUGCUAAAAUCUUGUCAUGGACAAGAAGGAGUCCGAGUAUCGACUUGGGAUUUAAUUAUCACACCGGUAGAAAAUACUACAUCUACAGACUUUUACCAGGUAAUAAGGUCUAUAACGAGAACUUUGAAAUUCCCGAAAAGACAUUAUUUCACUCCAGAACGUUGGCAAAUUUGAUAAACAUAAUUGAAGAGUCUGAUUAUGUCGUACUCAGCAAGGAAUAUAGAAUUCUAGGGGGCGUAAAUUUUGUCAGACCAAACGUUAUGGGCCAUUUUACUCCUUGUAAAUUUACCAAGCAAAGUUACGCCAUUGAACGGGCGCAAAAAGAGCGUGACCAGGAAGUGGAAUAUCGGAGGAGAGAGAGAUAUCACGACGAUAGGUACGGCAGUAGGUACGGCGAUAGGUACGACGAAAGUCGCUAUGGUGGUCAUCAAUACAUGCGACCGGGUUUUGAUUCUCGAUUUGAUAGUAAUCCUGGAAAAAAUUGGGGACAUGGUAGAUAUGGAUCUGGCCAAUCAUACGGUGGUCACUCAGCAUACGGAGGGAAGAAAAAACCCGGAAAAGGAAAAAAAGAGAAAAAGGAAGGAGAAGAGGAAGAAGAGGAAGAAGAAGAAAAGGAAGAGGAAGAAGAGGAAGAAGAAGAAAAGGAAGAGGAAGAAUAUUCAGAUUUUGAACUUUCCUUAUCAGAUUUUGUUGACAGUGAAUGGACUCCACCUGACGAUUUAAAGGAUGCCUUGAGCUCAAAAAUAUUGGGUGCGGGCUCUAGCUUUGGUGUUUUGAUCGACACUGUCUCAAGUUCCAGCGGCGGUUCGAGCUCCGGCUUCCAUUUAAGCAGUUUAUUAGAGAGCAGCUCUAUCACAGAUUUAUCUUCAAGCUACGAAAGCUCGUCGUAUUCAAGUUAUUCGGCACCAGCAGCCUCUUACAGUGGUGGUGGUGAUUAUGGUGGUGGCGGUGGUGGCGGUGAUAAUUCAUCUGACUCUGAAUCAUGUUCGAUAAUGUAA
Molecule: messenger RNA, 1185 nt
Organism: Blumeria graminis f. sp. triticale
Lineage: Eukaryota; Fungi; Ascomycota; Leotiomycetes; Helotiales; Erysiphaceae
Source: the annotation of a GenBank genome assembly